Messenger RNA from Lycium barbarum (goji berry), 1914 nucleotides. RefSeq lists its product as uncharacterized. The record is from RefSeq and is a predicted model, not a curated record. The coding region runs from base 1 to 1599 and encodes 532 amino acids. NCBI's taxonomy places the organism in Eukaryota, Viridiplantae, Streptophyta, Magnoliopsida, Solanales, Solanaceae. The transcript has 10 exons.
AUGGAGAGUGGAACAAAAUUGUCAAAGUUUGAUGAUAGAGAAAAGGUGGACUCCACUUUAUUGAAAAGCCUCGUGGGAAGCCUGAGUUACUUGACAUGUACGAGGCCAGAUAUACUCUUCACAGUUGGAGUAGUAAGUUGCUUUAUGGAAGCUCCUAGCUCCACUCACUUGAAGGUUGUUGGACGAAUUCUUCGUUACCUAAAAGGUACGAUAGACCUUAGACAGUUUUAUACUUCUUCUAAUGACUUUAACCUGGUGGGAUUUUGUGAUAGUGAUCAUGCGGGAUAUAUUGAUGAUAGAAAAAGCAAAACUAGUUUUAUGUUUUCAUUGGGUGAUUGUGUUAUUUCUUGGUGUUCAAAGGAACAAUCCAUUGUUACUCUCUCGACAUGUGAGGCUGAACACGUGGCAACGACACCAUGUACGUGUUAUGCUAUUUGGUUGAGAAGACUGUUGAAGGAGCUAAAUUUUCCACAAAUUGAAGCCACGAUGAUUUGCGUUGACAACAAAUUGGUGCAAGCACUUGCUAAUAAUCUGCGGCACUAUUACAGCAGCAGCAGCACUGCUAUAGCGGUGGACUUGCCGCAACAGUCGCCAAGUGCAAAUGUAGCAGCAGGUCAUCAUAUGAGGGCUUACAUUCCUCCGCACAAGAGGCAAACAAAGGGUUCGCCGCCGUUGGAACCAACUCCUGCACCGGAGUCUCUAAUACCCGCUAACUUCAGGAAAAAAGUAACUCUCAAUUCGCUUUGGGAUCAUCACAAGAGAAAAAAGGACAAGAUUUUUCGCACGAGCAACGUCGUUUACACUGAUGAUGCCGUCUUGAGAUGGUUCUCCGAAUGUGGACUUGCACUGCAAUACCAUAUUUGGCUUUCCGGAAUCCUUGCGCCUGGCUAUAUUCAUAUAGGUUGCAAUGAAGGAACGAAUGAGCUUAUAGAUACACCAUGGCUUUUUGUUGCUGCAAAUGUGAAGCAGGACUUACUUUUGUCAUUUCAACAUAUGAAGCGUGAAAUGGAGGAAGCUGAUAUGGCACAAGUAAAGCCCUCUGUAGGUGCCCGUUUUGGAAAAGUUCUCUUUUAUGGGUCAGUCUUCUUCGUCAUUCUGGAGAAACUCGGUCUAGAAUAUGUUCAACGGAAAGAAUUAUACUAUGUUAAGCUUUCCAAUAAGUUGAGGCCUGAAUCAACUGUUUCCCGCAAAUGUGUUGUGGCAAAAGAUCGGAAAAAGAUUCAGUUCUGUAAGGAUGAGGAGAUUAAUGAACUUAAAGAUCUUAUUGGUUCCGCCAUUUUGGAUUCAGAAGUUCAAGGUGGCUUGAGAUGGCCCUUUGGCAAGAUUUCUUCUGGUGGUCGAUAUGUUGUUAUUGGUAUUGGUCACACAACUUCAAAAUCAUAUAGAAAUUCAUCAAUUAGGUUUAAGCUUCGGCAUGCAGAUCAAUUUGAUUUCAGAUCUACGACUGGUGAGCUUACACAGGAGAUUUUCCUGAAAAUGCCUGGAAUUAUAUCCCAGUUACGAAUGCAAACAGUCAACGAAAGCCUUGUGUUUGAAUUGCUCGAAGAUAACCUGAAGUUAAUCUGGGAUCACUGUUUGUUGGAUGGUUCUUCAAGCUGACCGUGUUUUGUUGAAUGGUCUGCAGAAUCUUCUAGAUGUUUAACUUUCACAAGUUGUGUACAGUUGGUUUAGGCAGGCUUAAUCUUGUUUUGCAGUUGUGGGAUGUAGAUUGUUGAGAUAAGAACUAGAGUUCGAACGAUAACACUGAAAUGUUAUUACACUCAGUGUUUUAAAAGGCAGUUUUGGGACUCGCCUCGGGGCUCGCCCCGGGGCGGGGCACCAGCAAAAUGCCCCAGGGCUCACGUCUGGGGCUUAAUUCCUGCGAGGCUUACUCCCUAAGCGCCCGAUUGUACGCCCUAAACACGCCUAACGCCC